Molecule: messenger RNA, 761 nt
Organism: Amoebophrya sp. A25
Lineage: Eukaryota; Dinophyceae; Syndiniales; Amoebophryaceae
Source: the annotation of a GenBank genome assembly
CCCUAAACGGGCAAGAAGCAUCUGGGUCACUUGGCCAAAAGUCGAAGUCCUCCUGGGUACAAACGCUGACGGCGUUUAUCUUCUAGAACGUCAGAAGAAGGCGCUUGGCGUCAGUGCUGACCUCAACACCUCCAGCGGAACUGUCUGCAUCCGUUACUUCGAAAGAGGCCAGAAACUCGUAGUCGGUGGCCCAAAGAAGGGCGUGGACGGCCAAAUCCGCGCCAUCUGUAAUCUUCUCGGCAUCCAGUCCGAGCUCGUAACUCCUGAUCAGCAGUAUGCCGCUGGCUUCGCUGAGAGGUACAAAAACCAGGACGCUUCAUCUAGUAUCAAGCGACGUCGCGAAGACACCGACGGUGAGGCCUCUCUCGUCCCCGCCGGGCCCGGAGGCGGAGUUGUCAACGCUUUGCUUGCAGGGCAAGACGAUGAAGAAAAUGAGUGGGAAAAGUGGGACGCCGAUCAGGCCGACCUCGCUGAUGAAUUCCUCGACUCUGAUGACGCUGACGAAGGUGACGAGGAACACCGGGAUGAGGCUGACCUUGCCGAGAGUGAAGCUGGUGGCGACGAUCGCUUCGACGUUGCGUCAUUCAUUGGCAGCAUCAAAGGCGGCACUACCUCAAACACAGGCGUAGCCCCCAGACCCAGGGCACUUACUAGCGCCGUCCAUGAUCACGCGUAUGUCGCUGCUGCGGCGGGUGCUCCUCGUGAGGCUGGUGCGGACUUUGCUCUCACUGAUGACGAGGACGGAAAAGACUCAGCUCCGC